Molecule: messenger RNA, 2745 nt
Organism: Cyphellophora europaea CBS 101466
Lineage: Eukaryota; Fungi; Ascomycota; Eurotiomycetes; Chaetothyriales; Cyphellophoraceae
Exons: 3
Coding region: 1-2745 (914 amino acids)
Biological process (GO): protein O-linked glycosylation via mannose
Cellular component (GO): endoplasmic reticulum; membrane
Molecular function (GO): dolichyl-phosphate-mannose-protein mannosyltransferase activity
Source: RefSeq, a predicted model, not a curated record
AUGGCGAACACUUCACAGAAGAGAUUCUCUGAAAAGGGACGGUCUCCUGCACCACCUGCCCGCAACAGCAGCUCGGGCAAAGCGUCCAACAAGAAGAGUUAUGCCUCGGAGGGUGUCAAAGACAAUGACAUCUUUCUGCUCCCGGCCUUCGACUAUCAGGUCAUGGCUUUCAUGACUGUGCUCGCGGCCGCUGUUCGUCUGUUCCGCAUCUAUCAACCCACCAGCGUCGUGUUCGACGAGGUGCACUUCGGUGGAUUCGCCUCGAAAUACAUUAAGGGCAAGUUCUUCAUGGAUGUGCACCCUCCCCUCGCGAAGCUUCUCAUCACUCUUGCCGGCUGGCUUGCUGGUUUCGAUGGCAAAUUUGAUUUCAAGGAUAUUGGAAAAGACUAUCUCGAGCCAAAGGUGCCAUACGUUGCCAUGCGCAUGCUACCCGCUGUGCUCGGUGUUCUCACGAUUCCGACUAUGUUCCUUACCCUCAAGGCCUAUGGAUGCAAGACCGUCACUGCGGCUAUGGGUACGGCAUUGCUGAUCUUCGAGAAUGCUCUCACCACACAAUCACGUUUGAUCCUCCUUGACUCGCCGCUACUCAUCUGCACUGCAUUCACUGCUCUGGCUUGGACUUGCUUCAACAAUCAGCACGAGCUCGGUCCUGAGCGAGCUUUCGAUCCAACCUGGUGGUUCUGGCUGGCUGCCACAGGUCUCGGUCUUGGUGCAACUGUCAGUGUCAAAUGGGUCGGGCUGUUCACCAUCGCGUGGGUUGGCAGCUUGACUAUACUUCAGCUUUGGGUCCUUCUAGGCGACACUGAGAACGUCCCAGCUCGCAAGUGGUUCAAGCACUUCUUCGCUCGAGUCUUCUGCCUGAUCAUUAUACCCAUGGCUUUCUACAUGGGUAUGUUUGGUAUUCACUUUCUUUGCCUCGUCAAUCCUGGCGAUGGCGAUGGUUUCAUGUCCUCGGAAUUUCAAGCGACCCUCAACAACAAGGGAAUGGCUGAUACACCGGCCGAUGUUGCGUUUGGCAGCGAGGUCACGAUCCGACAUCACAAUACACAGGGCGGAUACAUGCAUUCUCACGCUCACAUGUACCCGGGAGGCAGCAAGCAGCAGCAAGUCACGCUCUAUCCUCACAAGGACGAGAACAACAUUUUCCUGCUCGAGAAUCAAACCCAGCCAGUGACCGCUGACAAUGUGACGGUAACUGGACCUCGCGCUUGGAGCAAUACCACCGAUUUGAUCAAGAACGGCGACGUCAUCCGUCUGUACCAUUUGACUACCCACAGACGUCUGCACUCCCACGACGUUCGACCUCCUGUCACGGAAGCUGACUGGCAAAACGAAGUGUCGGCUUACGGCUACGAGGGUUUUGAAGGCGAUGCCAAUGAUAUGUUCCGCGUUGAAAUUGUCAAGUCGUUGUCCGAUGGAGACGUUGCCAAAGAACGUCUGCGUACUAUUCAGACCAAGUUCCGCCUGAUCCACAUUAUGAGUGGAUGUGCCCUCUUCUCUCACAAGGUCAAGCUUCCAGACUGGGGCUUUGAGCAACAAGAAGUCACCUGUGCCAAACAAGGUACAUUGCCCAACAGCAUCUGGUAUAUUGAGCAGAACUUCCACCCGACAUUCGGUCCGGAUGCUGAGAAGGUCAACUACCGCAACCCGGGCUUCUUGGGCAAAUUCUGGGAGCUUCAGCGGGUCAUGUGGCGUACCAACAAGGGGUUGACUGAGUCUCACGCAUGGGAUUCACGUCCUCCAUCCUGGCCUACCCUUCGCCGCGGCAUCAACUUCUGGGGUAAAGAUCAUCGCCAGAUCUACCUUCUCGGUAAUCCUGCGAUCUGGUGGCCCUCGACCUUGGCUAUUCUGGCCUAUGUUGUCUUCAAAGCUGUGGCUGUGCUACGCUGGCAGCGUAGUUGCAAUGAUUACUCAAGCGUCAACUUCAAGCGCUUCGAUUACGAGCUCGGCCAAACCGUGCUAGGAUGGGCGUUUCACUACUUUCCGUUCUAUCUCAUGGCUCGCCAGUUGUUCUUGCACCACUACCUCCCGGCCCUUUACUUCGCUAUCAUGGCUCUUUGCCAACUAUACGACUUCUUUUUCAACCGGAUCCGCAGUUUCGGCAUGAAGGAGGUUCCAGCGAUUGGCAACACGGUCGCUGCAUUGUUCGUGCUGUUUGCCGUCUUCAUUUUCACUUUAUAUGCUCCCUUGACUUAUGGCAAUACAUGGACCAAGGAUGCGUGCCGAUCAGUGAAGCUCAUCGAUACCUGGGACUUUGAUUGCAACACCUUCCAUGACGAUUAUUCCAAGUAUUCGACACCUGUAUCUGUAGCGUUUGAUGGAGCUACUCCCACAUCUUCGCCUGUCGCGGCCGGCUCCUCUGAGGCUAUGCCCAAGGAGGCUGUCACUCCCAAGAAACAGGACGAUUCCAAAGUCGUAGGACGAGAGGAGAGCGUCGAGUACAGAGACCAAGACGGCAAUCUUCUCGACGAUGAGGCAGUGAAGGCGCUGGUGAAGGAGGGCAAGGCCAAAUUCGAGACCAAGUAUGAGACGCGGACUAGAGUCAUUGACGAGGCUGGUAAUGAAGUGCCAGCUGUCGCACCGGACCACCCUGACAUACAGGGCCAGAACCCUGAUACUAAGGGCAUUCCCGAGGCGAAGGGCAAGAGCCAACCCGCCAAUGCUAAAGCCGAGUCCGAGUCAUUGGAAGGCGAGCGAAAAGCAAAGGCUCAACCCGCCAGUGAUGCGAAUGAGGCUACGAGAUAG